AUGACGCCUAAGAGUGUCGACACAGCUUGUCAAUUGCCACCUGCUAAACAUCAAAUUCACUGUCUGGCUGUCUCAAAUCUGGCUGCCCAAGAAACUUCAAUUCUCGUCUUAUAUUACGCCAUAUUUGAGGAUUUAGAGCAGAUGAUGCCCAUGUUCAUGCUCAUGUACAUGCCAGUGCCUGGGGAUUUUCUUCUUCCUAGGUUUCAAGACCAUGACUCGAUUGUCCUCUCCCUCAUCCCUACCCACAUUGUGUCUCAUUCUUUGUGGCUUUGUGUCCCGCUCAAGUCAUAA
This is a messenger RNA of Protopolystoma xenopodis, 291 nucleotides long. Lineage: Eukaryota; Metazoa; Platyhelminthes; Monogenea; Polystomatidea; Polystomatidae. The record is from the annotation of a GenBank genome assembly.